Molecule: messenger RNA, 1001 nt
Organism: Alexandromys fortis (reed vole)
Lineage: Eukaryota; Metazoa; Chordata; Mammalia; Rodentia; Cricetidae
Gene: Ifng
Product: interferon gamma
Exons: 4
Coding region: 46-564 (172 amino acids)
Biological process (GO): adaptive immune response; humoral immune response
Cellular component (GO): extracellular region
Molecular function (GO): type II interferon receptor binding; cytokine activity
Source: RefSeq, a predicted model, not a curated record
UACGGGUGCUCCAGACUCUCACGGCCUUGGCCUUGCUCGGAGACGAUGACUGCAACACGCUGCAUCUUGGCUUUGUUGCUCUGCCUCACGCAGGCCAUUUCUGACGGCGAGGGCACACCCAUUAAAGAAAUAGAGACUCUGAAGAAAUAUUUUAACUCCACUAGCUCUGAUGUCGGUGAAGGAGGGGAUCUCCUCUUUGAGAUCUUGAAGAACUGGCAAGAGGAUGGUGACACAAAACUCAUCGAGAGCCAGAUUAUCGCCUUCUACUUCAAACUCUUUGAAGCCUUGAAGGACCACGAGGCCAUCCAGGACAGCAUGAACACCAUCAAGGCAGAUCUGAUCUCUAACUUCUUCAACAACAGCGAGGCAAAAGUGAAUGACUUCGAGAAGAUCGCUAAGAUUCCGGUAGAUGACCCGCAGGUCCAACGCAAAGCUGUCAAUGAACUCAUGAAAGUGAUGCACCGACUGUCGCCGAAAUCGAGCCUGAGGAAGCGGAAAAGGAGCCGCUGCUGUUUCGGGGUUGGAAAUCGGCCCAAUAAGAACAAUCCUGCCAGCGCUGUUUGAAUUAUAAAUCUAAACCUAUUUAUUAAUAUUUAAAGUUAUUUAUAUGGAAAGUAUAUUUUUAAGACUUAUCAACUAGAAAAGUAUUUAUGAUAGCAACUUUUAUGUGAUGAAAAUGGAUUUCUAUUGAUUAAUAUAUAAGUUAUUUAUAAUUUCUCUAUCCUCAACUCUCUCACUUGACCAUUUGUUCUCCCUGAAUAAUUAACAAAGACUGUGUGAUUGAAAGGUUGUAUCCCAGGGGCCAGUUAGCCAGUUGACUGAAGCUGGACUGUAGGUGGUACACUUAUGUACAGUUGAAAUGACGCCGUGAGGUGCUGCGGACUGAGAGCUUGUCUACACUCUGAGCCCGUCCUUCACAGCAGACAGACAGCGCUUCAACAUGUCAGGAAGUGCAAACUGUCCCCUGAGGAAAGCCAUUUCUCCCACCUGGUGCUUCUGAA